CGUUUUACGCAGUAGUGGUUUCGAAGGUUUUUGUCCAAGUGUAGUCGCAGAAGCGAAAUCAUGCAUAAUGAGGCCAUCAGCGACGCAGACCUUGAGCAAGUUACUAUAAAUAGAGAAUGUUUAGGCAAGAUUCGUCAGCUACUAUAACUGAAAAUAUUUCAGCCUGUUGCAUUUACCACAUAGAUCUAGAACAGAAUAGGCCAGCCUAUUUAUUUCACAUUUUGAACAAAAUCUCGUGAAUUUUGCACAGAAGUUGAGGUUCUCAACUAAUUAUUGAAGAUGACAUCCCGUAAAGAAGAUAAUGCGAUUUUUCGCAUCCCGCCCUACUAUUACAUCCAUGUGUUGGACCAAAACACCAAUGUCACCAGAAUUGAGAUUGGUCCCCAGACCUUCAUUCGCCAGGAUAACCAAAGGGUUACUCUUGGGCCAGAGAAAAUGGUGGUUGUCCCACCUCGCCAUUAUUGCAUGAUUGAGAACCCAGUGUUCAGAGACAAAGAUGGCAAACCUGUCAUUGAUCAGCUGGGACAGACGAAGCUUCAGCAUGCAGAUCUGGAGAUUCGUCUCACACAAGAUCCCUUCCCCCUCUUUCCAGGGGAGGUUUUGAAACAGCCUGUUACGGCUUUGAAAGUGGUUCCAGCUAAUGCUGCUCUCAGAAUACGCGCAGUUCUCGACUAUGAGGAUGCUGAGGGAGAAAAACGCACAGCUGGAGAUGAGUGGCUCUUUGAGGGUCCAGGCACUUACAUUCCCCGUAAGGAAUGUAUGAUUGAAGAAACGAUACGGGCAACAGUCAUUGGACCAAACCAGGCCAUCCGACUGCGUGCCAGGAAAGAAUGCAUCGACAGAGACAACAUCCGACGUGUCACAGGGGAAGAGUGGUUGGUGAAGAGGACUGGUGCAUACUUACCAGGAGCAUACGAAGAAGUAGUCGAUCUCGUCAAUGCCUAUGUUCUCACUGAAAAGAAAGCUCUUCACAUGAGGGCGCUGAUGACUUUCAAAGAUGACUUUGGCAUUGUGCGCAAGAAUGGGGAAGAGUGGUUGAUCACAAUGACAGACACAGAGACGCACAUUCCAAAUGUGUAUGAGGAGGUGGUUGGUGUUGUGAAUAUCACACCAUUGAGCAAUCGUCAAUAUUGUGUGAUUCUGGAUCCCGUUGAUGAUAAGGGGAGACCACAGCUGGGCCAGAAGAAACUUGUCAAAGGAGAGAAAUCUUUCUUCUUAAUGCCUGGAGAGAAACUGGAGAAAGGAAUUCAGAAUGUCUACAUCUUGGGAGAAGAUGAGGGCCUCAUUCUCAGAGCCAAUGAAAGUUUUAUGGAUGGACAAAUCAAUCGCAAUCCAGGAGACCGUUGGAUGAUCAAGGGGCCUACGGAGUAUGUGCCUCCCGUGGAGGUGGAAGUCGUCCUGAAGAGGCAGGCUAUUCCUCUGGAUGAGAACGAGGGAAUUUACGUCAGGGAUAUCAAGAGUGGAAAGGUUCGGGCCAUUCAAGGCGAGACGUACAUGAUCAACCAGGAUGAGGAGUUGUGGGCCAAGGAACUCCCACCCACAGUGGAGUCCCUCCUGAGUGCCGGCAAGGACCCUCUGGCUGACCGCAGUGACAGGAAGUCAACUGACCACAGCCCCAAGACCCGAGACAAAACUCGAGUUGUGACCUUCCGUGUCCCCCACAAUGCCGCUGUCCAGAUUUAUGAUUAUAAGGAGAAGAAAGCCAGGGUCGUGUUUGGCCCCGAGCUGGUCAUGCUGGGACCGGACGAGCAGUUCACUCAGCUCAGUCUGUCCGGGGGGAAGCCCAAGAAGCCCAACUUGAUCAAAGCUCUGUGUCUGCUGCUGGGCCCCGACUUCUGCACAGACAUCAUCGUCGUGGAAACGGCCGACCACGCCAGGCUUUCGCUGCAGCUGUCGUACAACUGGCACUUUGAGACUCUGAGCAAAUCCCCGGAGGAAGCUGCCAAAAUUUUUAGUGUUCCCGACUUCACCGGUGACUCUUGCAAAGCCAUUGCCUCUCGCGUCAGAGGUGCUGUAGCACAAGUGCAAUUUGACGAUUUCCACAAGAACUCGGCAAAAAUCAUCCGCUCGUCUGUGUUUGGGUUUGACCCUAACAACAAGGUGCGGGACAAGUUUGUGUUCCCCCAGAACAACCUGGUCAUCACCAGCAUCGACAUCCAGUCCGUGGAGCCCGUGGACCAGAGGACCCGCGACGCUCUGCAGAAGUCUGUGCAGCUGGCCAUUGAGAUCACCACCAACUCACAGGAGGCCGCGGCCAGACAUGAAGCCGAGCGCUUGGAGCAGGAGGCCAAAGGUCGUCUGGAGCGACAGAAGAUCAUGGACGAGGCGGAGGCGGAGAAGGCCCGCAAGGAGCUGCUGGAGCUGCAGGCCAAUAGCGCGGCUGUCGAAAGCACCGGCCAGGCCAAGGCUGAGGCUCAGAGCCGAGCGGAGGCGGCCAAGAUUGAGGGAGAGGCAGCUGUGGAGCAGGCCAGGCUCAAAUCUCAGGCCACCAAGAUUGAAUCUGAAGCGGAACUGGAGCGUCUGACCAGCGCCCGUGAGGCAGAGCUGAAGUACCUCUCGGAGCAGAACAGGAUGGAGCUGGAGAAGGCCACGGAGAUGUCCAACAUCGAGACCACCAAGUUCAAGGAGAUGGUGGAAGCCAUCGGAACCCAGACCCUGCAGACCAUGGCUACUGCAGGACCUGACAUGCAGGUCCGCAUGCUGCAGUCUCUGGGUCUCAAGUCGACGCUCAUCACCGAUGGAUCGUCCCCGAUCAAUUUGUUCAACACGGCCUCAGGGCUCAUCGGGGGCCUGGUGCCCAAACGGCAUCGCGCCAGGGAUGAUGAUGACGAUGACGAGUAAGGCCUGACUUGUCGUCAAACUGGUGCAUAGAGUGGAGAGAUGUACAAGCAACGCGAGAAGGACAUCGCAGCUGUUGUGAAAAUUUUGUUAUCUUAUUUUAUUGUCAACUCCUCACUGGAUUUUGCACUUGUCGUAAACGUUUGCAUUUUAUUGUCAAUUCCUCACUGUAUUUUGCAGUUGUCAUAAAUAUCAUUAUUUUCUUAUCCAUUUACCUCAGUGAUAACUUCAUCAAGCCUUUUGAUUGACCCUUUAACGUUCUGUUGUGUUGUGAUAGUAAUAAAAGUUUGAAGGAUUUUCAUUUCCUCCCAUCUUUUUGCUUCUCAUAUUGAUGUCCGACAUAACUGAUAACUUUGAGUAACCAAGGUCAUAUGUAAAUGUAACAUGUCACAUCUGUAGAAGUGUUAUAUACUUAAUGUACAGAAAAACAUAAUUGUACUCAUAACUCAUGUGCUCUGACCCAUGGCUUGAGGCCUGUUGUUGUUAUUAGAUGUUAUAUUUUCAAGCAAGUUUGUAAUUUUUUAAAAGUAAAGUUUUGCGUGAUUUUUUAUAUGAUACUGUGAUAUCUCAAAGCUGACAAACACUUCUGGGUCCACUUGUACAUGUUGAUGUUGAGCUGUUUGUGUGCGGCUAUUAUCACAUUAUUGUUGGGGUAUAGCUGCUUGCACUUUUCUAAAAUAAAGUGUGUAUCAACUGCAAA
Molecule: messenger RNA, 3538 nt
Organism: Aplysia californica (California sea hare)
Lineage: Eukaryota; Metazoa; Mollusca; Gastropoda; Aplysiida; Aplysiidae
Product: major vault protein
Cellular component (GO): nucleus; cytoplasm
Source: RefSeq, a predicted model, not a curated record